Fulmarus glacialis (Northern fulmar) is the source of this 1080-nucleotide messenger RNA. RefSeq names its product toll-like receptor adaptor molecule 2 (gene TICAM2). The record is from RefSeq and is a predicted model, not a curated record. Gene Ontology annotation, biological process: response to exogenous dsRNA; TRIF-dependent toll-like receptor signaling pathway; positive regulation of myeloid dendritic cell cytokine production. Gene Ontology annotation, molecular function: protein kinase binding. NCBI's taxonomy places the organism in Eukaryota, Metazoa, Chordata, Aves, Procellariiformes, Procellariidae.
AUGGCUCAGCCAGAGCCAUGCCUCUGCUUGGACAAGGAUGAGCCAGACUCUCACCUGGGGGCUUCUGGCCUCUGCCCAUCACCAUGGGAUCUGCUUGUCAGCCGCUGGCUUGGUCCUGACCCUGAGCCCCUUCCUGGCUUCACCUCGGACCCGCCUCGUCACCACCAUGCCACCUCACGGUAUGGGCUGUGGCUUUGGCUGGGUGUCCAAGCCAUUCAAAUUGUCACUGUCACAGGUGGUGCCAAAGUCAUUUCAGGAGGGACGUGGGGCCGACUUGUCUCCACCGUAUUGAUUAGUGAUCAGGCUGGCAGCCUGUCACAAGUGGGGUUCUGCCAGGGAUCGAUACUGGGCCCCACACUGUUCAACAUGUUCAUAAAUUAUCUGGAUGAUGGGAUUGAAAGCACCCUCACAAAGUCUGCUGAUGACGACAAACUGGCUGGUGAGGCAGACAUGUCAGAAGGGAUAGCCAUCUUACAGAGAGACCUGGACAAGCUGGAAGAGUGGGCAGUAAUAACUCCAGACAAAUCACUCGGCAGAGAGCAGCAAAAGACUAACAGCUUGAGCACAGGUCUAAGAGACUCCAAGCCAAUUAAUGAACUGUGUGGCCCCUCUGCUGAAAUCGGAGAGCCCACAAGCAGGUCUUUAGGAAUUUGCAGCAGUAAUGAGGCUACUGAGGCUGUUUUCUGAAAGUUUGUGAUCCUGCGCACAGACAAUGAUGCAGAUCAAUCCACACAGAUCCAGAACCUGCUGCAGAAUAAAUUUUGUGUUAAAUCUGGGAUAAUCUUUGCUGUGAAUGGCUCAGCAUAGACUAUUAUGCUACUGACAAAUUUUCUGAAUGGAUCUUGCUAUGUGGUUCAGUCUUAUACCUCCUUUGUCAAUGCUCUUAACAGCAUAAAUUACAACUCUGUGAUACCUAUGAGGCCACUGAAUAACCCAUUACCCAGGAGAAGACUUUUUUUUGCUUUGCAGGCUGUUAACGCACUGUAAGAAGAUAGUCCUGGCUUUGCGAAACAAAUGGAGAAAAUGUUCCAGGAGUCUCAUACAGGCAACAGUGAGAGAUACGGAGGGAGGAAAGGAUGA